This is a messenger RNA of Ectocarpus siliculosus, 282 nucleotides long. NCBI's taxonomy places the organism in Eukaryota, Phaeophyceae, Ectocarpales, Ectocarpaceae. The record is from the annotation of a GenBank genome assembly.
AUGAGGAAGGGGUACCCAGCGAGGCUUUUCAACCACUCGUGCAAUCCUAACGUCUACCUCUACACGGGGUGCAAAGUACAAGUGGGAGACGACCCCGUCUACCUGGAUGCCCUGCUAAAGGGGUACCCAGCUCGGUUCCUGGACCAUUCGUGUUCACCCAACGUUUACCUCUGCACGGUCAUCGCCGAGUUCCACGGAGAGGGCACCAAACCUGCUGAGGCCCAGGAGCGGAUCGCAGCGUGCCGCGACACUACGCGAGAGCUAGAGCGAGAGAUGCAGUAG